AUGAUGAGGGUGCUCAAGAUCUUGUGGUCGGCAUUUGUUCUGGCAUCAUGUCUUGCGCUCAAUACCACUGAACCAAGGCAUACAAAUAACUGGGCGGUUCUGGUGUCAACCUCAAGGUUCUGGUUUAACUACAGGCAUAUGGCAAACGUGCUGAGUAUGUACAGAACAGUCAAGAGGCUAGGUAUUCCCGACUCCCAAAUCAUCUUGAUGCUUUCGGACGAUAUAGCCUGCAACCCUAGGAACGCGUUUCCUGGAUUUGUCUUCAAUAAUGCCGACAGACAGCUCGAGCUGUACGGAGAUAAUAUCGAAGUGGAUUACCGUGGAUACGAAGUGACGGUCGAGAACUUCAUUCGUCUUUUAACAGACAGAUGGCCCGACGAGCAGCCCAAAUCCAAAAGACUGCUUACCGAUGAACAUUCCAAUAUUUUCAUCUACAUGACGGGCCACGGUGGAGAUGAGUUUUUGAAAUUCCAAGACGCGGAGGAGAUUUCGUCUUAUGACAUCGCAGACGCCUUUGAAGAAAUGCACGAGAAGAAGCGCUACAACGAAAUUUUCUUCAUGAUUGAUACCUGUCAGGCCAACACAAUGUACAGCAAGUUUUACUCGCCAAACAUUCUGGCUGUUGGUUCAUCCGAUUUACAUGAGAGCUCAUAUUCUCACCAUUCAGAUACCGAGAUCGGAGUAGCCGUCAUCGAUCGCUUCACAUAUUUCAACCUAGAAUUUUUGGAGAACCUGGAAAAAGACAGUAAAUUGACGUUGCAGGAUCUGGUGGACUCGUACACUUUCGAGAAGAUACAUUCCAAUGCUGGUGUUCGCACAGACCUGUUCCAAAGAAAUCUCUCUGAGGUGCUAAUCACUGACUUCUUCGGAAACGUUCAGCAGACCGUUCUUGACAACGUUGAGGAGGAUUUGCUCUAUUUGACUAAUCACGACGCACAAGGCUUCUUGAAGAAUCUAUCCGCACCAAAACUACUAGAGGUCGAAGAGCAAAGAAAACCAAGCUACUUCAAUCAAAACAAAAGUAUGAUCACUCUUGGAACAUGCGAGAGCAAACAAAUAUCGUCUACAAAUCUCGUCACCACUGGAGCGGUCAUUGCCGCGUUGUUCUUCUUUGUCAACUACUUCAAAAUUUAA
Ogataea haglerorum is the source of this 1134-nucleotide messenger RNA. RefSeq lists its product as uncharacterized. The transcript has a single exon. Gene Ontology annotation, molecular function: GPI-anchor transamidase activity. Lineage: Eukaryota; Fungi; Ascomycota; Pichiomycetes; Pichiales; Pichiaceae. Gene Ontology annotation, cellular component: GPI-anchor transamidase complex. The record is from RefSeq and is a predicted model, not a curated record. Bases 1 to 1134 code for a protein of 377 amino acids. Gene Ontology annotation, biological process: proteolysis; attachment of GPI anchor to protein; protein localization to cell surface.